Ilex paraguariensis (yerba mate) is the source of this 405-nucleotide messenger RNA. The record is from the annotation of a GenBank genome assembly. Lineage: Eukaryota; Viridiplantae; Streptophyta; Magnoliopsida; Aquifoliales; Aquifoliaceae.
AUGCAGGCAACAGAGCACAUCAUUCCUCAAGCUCAACAUACUCAGAGAACAAGGUUUGGAACUUGGACAAUGGCAGGCUAUACAUUCUGUUUUGAAAAGAAACUCUCAUCAAAUGACAUUUCACGAAAUCUGGAGAUACCAAAUGGGGCUCUUGACUUGCCUCCUGGAAAUGCCAUCAUGCAUGUACUGGACCCAAAUGGAGACACCACCUGGGAGUUUAAAUGUUCAACAAGGAGCAACGGUCGGCGCUUGAUGACAUACCAGUGGAUUGAUUUUACAAAGAAGAAGGAACUUGGGCCCGAUGACAUACUCCGAUUCUAUCGGUGGACGAAUGGAGAUGGGUAUUUCAUGGAGCUUGAACGCCAUAGCAUCCGGCUCUUUGGUGUGACCAUAUACAUCGGCUGA